Molecule: messenger RNA, 294 nt
Organism: Colletotrichum spaethianum
Lineage: Eukaryota; Fungi; Ascomycota; Sordariomycetes; Glomerellales; Glomerellaceae
Product: arylacetonitrilase
Exons: 2
Coding region: 1-294 (97 amino acids)
Molecular function (GO): catalytic activity
Source: RefSeq, a predicted model, not a curated record
AUGUGCACCCCCGGUGGUGGCUCUUCUGCCAUCUUCGGCCCUGAUGGUCGCCGUAUAACGGAGCCUGUAAAUGAGACGACGGAGACCAUCAUCUAUGCCGACUUGGAUAUGGACGCGAUCCAUAGGGCGAAAAUGUUUGCGGACUGCACAGGCCACUACAGUAGACCUGAUCUUUUAAGGCUCAGCGUUGACAGAGAGAUCAAAGCCUUGAAUAAGACUCUGAACUUCGCUUUUGCUCAGAGGCCAUUGUUGCUUGUUAGCCAGUUGAAAUUCUCGCAGUCCGCCAAGCUCUGA